Molecule: messenger RNA, 414 nt
Organism: Drepanopeziza brunnea f. sp. 'multigermtubi' MB_m1
Lineage: Eukaryota; Fungi; Ascomycota; Leotiomycetes; Helotiales; Drepanopezizaceae
Source: RefSeq, a predicted model, not a curated record
AUGUUAAGACAUGCACGCGCAGGAGAUAUGAAGCGGCAUCUUCCAACCCAGGGCUUUAGCUAUAGCCAGCUACUGCACUGCAGCCAAAGCGUGAGAUACCGAGAUAUAUCCCUUAUUUUAUAUCCGUCGUCUGACGCGUCUUGGUGGUCGGACAAACGAGAUUCUGCCCCGGCGGCUAUCGUCGAGUUACAAGAUGACCUAGCGAAGACACUCUUUGCCAUAGAUCAGGUGCACUUCCUCGAGACCUGGCUCUGGCCGUACGCUGUCGAGGUCAACGAGCGUGCGCCAUCCUACGGAAAGGGGAUUCUACAGAAAGGAGCGGCGCUCAAACUCUACGCCUCGGAUAUCGAUGCCCUCUACCAGACUCUACCAGAGGAGCGACGAAGACCAGACUCCGGCCCAGAAUCUCCCUAG